Molecule: messenger RNA, 2613 nt
Organism: Schizosaccharomyces cryophilus OY26
Lineage: Eukaryota; Fungi; Ascomycota; Schizosaccharomycetes; Schizosaccharomycetales; Schizosaccharomycetaceae
Product: HECT-type ubiquitin-protein ligase Pub3
Exons: 2
Coding region: 182-2452 (756 amino acids)
Biological process (GO): ubiquitin-dependent protein catabolic process
Molecular function (GO): ubiquitin protein ligase activity; protein binding
Source: RefSeq, a predicted model, not a curated record
CCAAAAGUAUAUUAGAGACCGCAGGGAGGCUUCGCUAUCCGAUCGCACACUUAUUCUUGCUCGUUUUACCUUUAGCCAUUCUCUAAUUCUACUCACAAUUGAAGGUGUUGUGAGGCUAUAAAUAACCUUGCGCUUCUUCUUUCGUUGAGAAAAAUUCGAUCAACUUUAAUAGAAUAGGAAUAUGGAGCAAGGGGAAAAGAGAAUUCGAUUUUCUAUUGUGGCCGCUGACGGCCUAGCCAAGAGAGAUCUCUUUCGUCAGCCGGAUCCUUUUGCUAUCAUAACAGUCGAUGGAGAACAGACGCAUACAACAAAGGUGAUAAAGAAGUCUACGAAUCCAUAUUGGAAUGAAGGAUUUGAAAUUGUUGUUAAACCGUCCAGUGGUAUUCUAAUACGAAUCUUUGACCAAAAAAAAUUUAAGAAAAAAGAUCAAGGAUUCCUUGGCCUUGUCUCGUUUCAUGUCCAAGAUGUUGCAAACUUGCGAUCUUCUCGAGAAUCCACUUUUACGCGACCGUUAAAGCGAUCUAGUUCUACCAGUCUUUCGGUCAUGGGAAAUUUAGUUAUGAAACUUGGACCUUCAAAAACAAGAAACGCUGUACCUAACGGUACGAAUACGGCUGCAGGUAAUACUUCAAGGGUUACGAAUGGUGCCUCGACACAGUCAAAUCCGCAGGUAUCUUCGACCGCUGAUGCCACUACCGCUUCAGCUCUUCAAAGUAGUACAACCAAUGGUACUUCUACAUCAUCGAGAAAUCCGCCACGCGAAAAUGGAAGUAGUAUUUUAUCUUCCUUCGAAGAUCAAUACGGUCGACUGCCGCCAGGCUGGGAACGUCGAGCUGAUUCUUUAGGUAGAACCUAUUACGUUGAUCACAAUACACGUACGACAACUUGGAAUCGUCCUUCGAUGAAUUCUAGCAAUCGAUCUUCUAUGAACACCGACUCUCAGCGCUUACAACAUCAAAAUCGGUCUCUUCCCGAUGACUCUUCUCCAAUUAAUAUUUCCAAUAAUGAUUUACCUGCAGGUUGGGAACAACGGUACACCAAUACUGGUCGUCCGUAUUUUGUGGACCAUAACACUCGUACUACUACUUGGGUUGAUCCGAGAAAUCAACUUCUUCGUCCGGUGGGAAACUCGUCACCUGGUUUUGGUGGCUUAAUGCAACCUCAAUCCUUGUCCCAUCUAGGUCCAUUACCAAGUGGAUGGGAAAUGCGUCUCACAAACUCUGCACGGGUCUACUUUGUUGACCAUAAUACAAAAACCACUACAUGGGAUGAUCCACGCCUUCCAUCCGCUUUGGAUCAAAACGUUCCCAAAUAUAAGUGUGACUUCAGAAGAAAACUCAUUUACUUCCGCUCCCAGAUCGGCAUGCGACCUCUCCCUGGUCAGUGUAGUAUUAAAGUCAGAAGAGAUCACAUUUUUGAAGACUCUUAUGCAGAGAUUAUGCGUAAUUCUGCUCAUGAUCUUAAGAAAAGACUAAUGAUUCGUUUUGAAGGUGAAGAUGGUCUUGAUUAUGGUGGAUUAUCUAGAGAGUUUUUUUUCCUAUUGUCGCACAAAAUGUUUGAUCCUAUUUAUUGCUUAUUCGAAUACUCCGCCGUUGACAACUAUACACUUCAAAUCAAUCCUCACUCAGGCAUUAACCCCGAGCAUCUUAAUUACUUUCGGUUUAUCGGCAGAGUGAUUGGUCUAGCCAUUUUUCACCGACGAUUUCUUGAUGCGUUCUUUGUUAUCAGUCUUUACAAAAAGCUUCUACAAAAAAAAGUUACACUUGCGGAUAUGGAAAGUAUUGAUGCUGAUUUUUAUCGUAGUUUAAAGUGGGUAUUGGAGAACGACAUCACGGGCAUUCUUGACCUUACUUUCAGUGCUGAGGAAGAUCAUUUUGGAGAAGUAAGGACAAUCGAAUUAAAGCCUAAUGGUGAAAAUAUUGAAGUUACUGAAGAAAACAAGAAAGAAUAUGUUGAUUUAGUAACUGAAUGGAGGAUUUCCAAACGAGUAGAAGAUCAAUUUAAUGCCUUCUAUGCUGGUUUUGUGGAACUUGUGCCUCCUGAUUUAGUUAGUGUAUUUGAUGAACGUGAGCUAGAACUAUUAAUUGGUGGUAUAUCAGAUGUUGAUAUCAAUGACUGGAAGAACCAUACUGAGUAUCGGACCUAUUCUGCCUCGGACCAAGUAGUUAAGUGGUUCUGGGAAAUUAUUUCGAAUUGGAAAAAUGAGGAACGUUCAAUGCUGUUGCAGUUUGCGACUGGAACAUCCAGAAUUCCCGUGAAUGGUUUCAGAGAUUUACAAGGAAGUGAUGGUCCUCGUAAAUUUACUAUUGAGAAAGCUGGAUCACCAGACCAGCUUCCAGUUGCACACACAUGUUUCAAUAGGCUUGAUUUACCCGAAUAUCCGACGAAAGCCAAACUUGAAGGCAAGUUGAGCUUGGCUAUAGAAAAUACAGUUGGGUUUGGAAAUGAGUAAUGUAUCUAUCUUAUGAUGGUAUGCCCUAAAAAUAAUUGGAAUGAUGAUUUACAGUUUUGUUGAUGAUAAUGAUAUGCUGUUGAACAUGAUACAAGCAUUAUAUGAAAUAAAUUCUAUUAUUUUAAAGGUAAAAUAUGCCCAAACAAAGAUAUUAAUUUAAA